This is a messenger RNA of Fusarium verticillioides 7600, 816 nucleotides long. RefSeq lists its product as hypothetical. NCBI's taxonomy places the organism in Eukaryota, Fungi, Ascomycota, Sordariomycetes, Hypocreales, Nectriaceae. Bases 1 to 816 code for a protein of 271 amino acids. The transcript has a single exon. The record is from RefSeq and is a predicted model, not a curated record. Gene Ontology annotation, molecular function: protein binding.
AUGAAGUUGCUGGAGCUCCUUGAUCAAGGGGUUCCCAUUGAUAUCAAGCAUGGCGGCUGGACUGCCCUUGGUUGUGCAGCGCACAAAGGACAAUUGGAUGCCGUCCGAGCUCUCCUCCUUCACGGUGCUGAUAUGGACAUACGAAUGGAUGUUGGUUUCGGUUUUCUCCCCGGCGACGGCAGUGCUAUCAACUGGGCAGCUUGCGGUGGCUACCUCGACGUCGUCAAGAUACUCUUGGAGAAAGGAGCCAAAUCAAAUAUCUGCGCGAAAAGACCACUGUCCAUUGGCACUAUGGGAACGCCUGUUACUAUGGCUGCGAGGAAGGGCCACAUAGAAGUCGUUCGGUAUCUCCUUGAGAAUGGCUGUGAUGAUGAUUCCGCAGAUGGUAUUCCCGGCUGGGAUGCUUUCAUCAUCGCAUGCGAAAGAGGACAGCUCAGCAUUGUCAAAUACUUGAUCGAGGAAAGGGACAUCAAUGUUGACAGGAAUGGCAGUAAUGGCGUUACGCCUCUGAUUACAGCAGCUCAGAGUCAGCAGACCGCCAUCAUGGAGUACUUGGUCAAGCGCGGAGCGCACAUAGACGCGGUUGACAAUGAUGGAAGCACGGCCUUGCUCCAUGCUGUGACUAAGAAAAGAGCUGGCGCGGUAGAGUGGCUGGUGAAACAUGGUGCAGACGUGAGGAAGCAGAAUAACAAGGGGAUCGCCCCGUUGAAGCUGGCAAAGGAUGAGUUACGGAAGAACCAGGAUGACAAGAACGGGGCAGCUAUGGUUAAAUGGCUUGAGACUCCGAUAAACGUUGUAUUUCACACGAAGACUUAG